AUGACGGAUUUCACGUCGGUAGGAGAUGGAUACCGUGGCAUCAUGGAGCAUGCGUAUCGCAACUUCACCGAUGAGAAGACCGGCGAGAUGGAAUUGUUCAUAUUCCCCGUCGUCGCAGAAACAUUCAAUGGCUACCUCAAGGACCAAAGCAAGUUUGCAGUGACGCCGGAGCACAUUAUUCGAGGCGUUAACAAGGCGACGGCAGACCGAGUGCCAGAGGGCAACACCAGAGGUGGAACGGCAAUGUUAUGCCAUCGCUAUAAGGGCGGCACGGGAUCCAGCAGCAGAACGAUCAAUGGAUACGAUAUAGGUGGUAAUCCGGCAACGUAUACCGUGGGAGUGUUGGUGCAAGUGAAUUAUAGCUCCCCCGAGAAUGUCCACGUCGGUGGCAUACCACUUGGCCGGAUCCUCAAGGAACCGGAAAUGGAAAUCGCGUCUCUAAAGGAUAGUGGUGAUGGAUCCAAGGAACCUCGCAAAGACGGCAGCAUCAUCCAUUAUAGCAACAGAUGCGCCUCUGUCGGGCUAGGCAAGGUUGGCGGCUACGGGAGGGACAUUUUCCUCGCCUUUUCAACCGCAAACAAGAUUGCGUUCCAGGAGUUCUCAAUGCAGGGACAGAGCGGGCCAGCCGUAGACCAGUAUAAGCCGUUUCUGAGAGCUAUUCAGAUGAGCGACAAUGAUUCAAUCAACUGUCUGUUCGAGGCAGCUGCGGAUGUCAUCGGGGAGGCAAUAUACAACAGAGUUUGCAUGGCUGGGACAAUGACGGCCGAAGCAAUAGAUUUGGACAAAAUGAAGGAAAUCGUCGGCGCACGACUGGUUUGA
Messenger RNA from Metarhizium robertsii ARSEF 23, 819 nucleotides. RefSeq names its product Brefeldin A-sensitivity protein 4. The transcript is spliced from 2 exons. The record is from RefSeq and is a predicted model, not a curated record. The coding region runs from base 1 to 819 and encodes 272 amino acids. NCBI's taxonomy places the organism in Eukaryota, Fungi, Ascomycota, Sordariomycetes, Hypocreales, Clavicipitaceae. Gene Ontology annotation, molecular function: aminopeptidase activity.